CGUGGAAUGGCGGACGGGCGGGCCGGCCCGCCUUGGUGGUAGUGAGAUCGGGGGCGCGGAGGGGACAGCUGCGGACAGGAACAGUGCCUGAAGCAGGUCCACCAUGCCGUUAGUAACGAGGAACAUUGAGCCAAGGCACCUGUGCCGUCAGACGUUGCCUAGCGUUCCGAGCGAGCUGGAAUGCGUGACCAACAUCACCCUGGCAAAUGUCAUUCGACAGCUGGGCAGCCUGAGUAAAUCUGCAGAAGACAUAUUUGGAGAGUUGUUUACUCAAGCCAACACCUUUGCCUCUCGGGUGAGCAUUCUGGUCGAGAGAGUUGACCGCUUGCAAGUCAAAGUCACUCAGCUGGAUCCCAAAGAGGAGGAAGUCUCCUUGCAAGGCAUUAACAGCAGGAAGGCCUUCAAAAGCUCCACCACUCAGGACCAGAAGCUCUUUGACCGAGAUUCUCUCCCUGUGCCUGUCCUCGAAACCUACAGGACCUGCAACACCCCUCCACCUCUCAACAUCCUCUCACCUUACAGGGAUGAUGGCAAAGAGGCACUUAAAUUCUACACAGAUCCUUCGUAUUUCUUCGACCUUUGGAAGGAGAAAAUGCUUCAGGACACCAAGGAUAUCAUGAAGGAAAAGCGGAAACAUAGGAAAGAGAAAAAGGAGAAUCCGAACCGAGGAAACGUGAAUCCACGGAAAAUCAAAACCCGGAAAGAGGAGUGGGAGAAGCUGAAAAUGGGACAGGAAUUUGUGGAGUCAAAGGACAAGCACGGUCCUGCUGGGUACCCCUCCAACAUGGUGUACCAGAACGGCAGCAUCGGCUCCAGCGAGAGCAUGGAUGGGAGCUGCUACCCGCCACCGCCGCAGACCGACUCCAUUGUGCCACCACCUCCCUCGUUCCCAGAUGACAGCCUGCCUCCGCCCCCGCUGGAAUUUAGCUAUCCUGCAGACAACCAAAGAGGUUCUGGUUCCGGAGGGCCCAAGCGCUCCAGCCUGGUCAGCCCGAGCCACCCGCCGCCGGCCCCUCCGAUCGGCUCUCCCUCCGCGGCCCGGCCGGGCUUCGCGCCCCCUCCGGCGCCGCCCCCGCCGCCGCCGCUGCUGGAGAGCGCCCCCCCCCCGCCGCCGCCCGUGGGCUUCCCGGCCCCGGGGGCCGCCCCCGCGCCGCCCUCGCCGCCCUCCUUCCCCCCGCACCCCGAGUUCGCAGCCCCGCCGCCCCCGCCCCCUCCGCCGGCAGCCGACUACGGCGGCGCUGUGCCCGCUCCGCCGGGGCCGCAGCCGGGCGCUGGGGCCGCGCCGCCCCCGCCGCCGCCGCCGCCGCCCCCGGGGCCGCCCCCGCUGGCUCCCGGCGGCCUGGACGGGCCCCCGCCGCCCCCUCCGCUCUCCGACGCCUCCGCCGCCAAGCCCAAGUCAUCCCUGCCCGCGGUGAGCGAUGCCAGGAGCGAUCUGCUGUCGGCUAUUCGGCAAGGCUUCCAGCUGCGCAAGGUGGAGGAGCAGCGGGAGCAGGAGAAGCGGGACGUGGUGGGCAACGACGUGGCCACCAUCCUGUCGCGCCGCAUCGCGGUGGAGUACAGCGACUCCGAGGACGACUCCUCCGAGUUCGACGAGGACGAGUGGUCGGAUUAGCCGCGCUCCCGCCCCUCCUUCCCUCCGCUCCUGGGCUCGCUUCUUCCCGGAUCAGGUGGCCAAACCUCGCACCACAGCCUGCCCAUCCCGUAACCAAAGAUGCGCCAAGGGUUUUCAGACAACCAGCAGCAUGUCUCCCCUGCCCCUCCCCUGCAGCCCUGGCAGGAUCCGCGCUCUGCUUUCCAAAAGUCUCCUCACGGACACUGAGGAUGCGGCGCUGGGAUUUAGCUGGAGGGGGUGUAACGGUUGCUUGUUUAAAAGAGAGCUAAACCUCCAGAUUUCUGAUGCCACCAGGCAGAGCACAUAUAAACCCUCCAUCCUGAGGGAUUUUUAAAGUAAAGAUGGAUGAUCCUGUUGUGGCCAUGUGGCCUUUUGGAUGAAGGACAUUUUCAGCUGGUUUUCUCAGCGCAACAGCAGACAGUUGAUCUGAUGGCUCUUCCUUGCCAGUGAAUACUGGUAGUGCUGCAAGAAAAUGGGCUUUAAAUGUCAGUUCUCUGCUGCAUCCCACUGUCACAUAAUCAGGUUUUUGGCAUUAGUGCACAAUUCUUUCCCUCCUGACCCCUGAGUAUUAAUUCCAGAUCACCCUGCGUGGGGUGCAUUUCUCAGCUCCGAGGGUGCUGAGUGCCUUGGGUGCAGUGUAAGGAGAGACUUUUUUAUUUUAGAAGCUGCCUUUACCUUCCUCAAAGCUCCUUGGCUCCUCCUGCCAAGAGGAGACUUGCACAGAGGGAUGUAAAACCAGGGCAGGAUGCUCGUUCGGCUUCCCACUCUUGGGAAAGCAGAGCCACUGCCCCACUGAGACACAUCUGUGGUCAGCUCUGAGCGCGGGCCAGACCUCGCCGGGCUGAUUUUCUCCAAUUCGUGCUGAGAUUGUGUUUUAAAAUUCCAAAUCCAGUGCCUAGGACGGGGAGCUGGGCUGGGGUUCUCUGAGCACCAGGCACUGUGGUGGUCCUUGGCCUGCCAGGGCAGUUUGAGAGGUGCUUUUUUAGCGGGGUGACCGUACUUUUAACACAGAGACUUCAAUGCUGGUAUUGCCUUUGCUUCUCCUCCCUUCCCCCCAGGGAGGGGAGUUUGUGUGCCUAAAAACAUCAUUGUGUGUGUGAACUGAGUUGCCCAUCAGUUACAUCAGACCUAACCUACCCUAAUUUUGUUAUUAUAAUUCAUUAGUUAAUUUUAAGGAACGUUUUUUCUCCUCACUAACCCUGUGAAUUAAUUCCCAGGCUGCUCACUAUAGAUCCAGUACUGGCAGGGGAAAAUGGGGAAUUUGAACUAGCUGACCUCGGUUUUAUUGCUGUUUUAUGUUACCUUACAUAGAAUAUGAGCAUAUCUUGGAAAUCUAACCCAGAUACCCCUGAUGUGUAUUUUAAUUUGGACAUGACUCAGUAAGGGUCAUGCAAAAAGCAAUUCCAAAGCCUUUUUGAGGUUAUGGGUCCAGCUGUUGUGGGAUGCGUGUCCCACUAAGACCAACUCCCCCAUCCUUUUGCCUUUCCUAAAGUAUUUCACCAGCCUGUGCCUGUCUCUCUUCCCUGCCUCGCCUCCUUUAAUGAUGGUGCUGAUACCUGGAACGCUGGGCCCUGCCCGAGGCUGGCUGGAAAUCCUGCUUGGGAGGUGAUCGAUGGCUUCAGCUUGUGCCAUGAGUUCUUACUGAUUCCCUCUGUGUGUGUGUGAGUGUGUGUGUGAGUGAGUGUGUGUAGGGAUGGCCGGAGGAUGGGCUCAGGGGUGCAGCCCCAGCUGGGAGCCAGUGAUGCCCCAGAGGUUCCUGGGUGGCAGCACCAUCGGGUUUGUCUGCAGGCAGGAUGCAGGGUCUGGGCAGCAGGGAACAGCUGAGCAGCUCUAGUGCCAGGUUCUGGAACAGGGAGCAAACCCCAGGAGUGCAGUGCAGAGACUUGGAAAUGCAGAGGGAUGGUUGCUGCAAGCUGGGUGAGGGGAGGAGAGGCACUGCCUCGUUCUGCUGCUCUUUCUGCGAGCAUCCUCCUCUGGCUGCUCUGAGAGACAAGUUCCCGGCAAAAACAGCCCUGAGCUAAGCUGGGCUGACAGCAGGAUCACACAGGGAGGCGAGGAGCCCGCAAAUGCCAAACCUGGCUCAGUCUGAGAUUGCAUUAACUAGACUUAGCCUUGCUGGGAAAGGGAGCGAGUCUUUGUGUCGCCUGAAAUAGCAGAAGUGCCAUAUUCCCUGAGCCCCAUGGUGGUGUGUCGUGCCUGGGGCCCUGGGACACGUCCCUCUCUCUGCCUAUUGCACAAGGCUGCUGCUGUGUGGGCACGGCUGGAGGUGGCUCCUCUGGCCUGCAGGCAGCGGGAGGGACACUGCCUUGUCCCUGCAAGCCUGCUGGAAACAGCCUCUGCUCCCAAACCCCAUCCCAGGGCAGGCACCAAAACUGCAGGAUCCUACACAGAACGGUUGUGGACAGGUAGGGGAGGUUGGUGUUGGAGUGUUUUUUAAAUCUCCUUUGAUUUCUGCCUUUUUUUUUUUUUCCCUAAAUCUUUGAUUGCCUUAGCCUAUGCGGGUAUCCCUGAGAAACAGCUGCUCCAGAGAGGGACCAUCUCUGAGUAUCCUUGCAAAAUCGCAGAGCUCUGGGCCACCGAGUGAGCUCAGUGUUUGUGAAAGCAGCAGGGAGGAGGAGAGGUGCCAAAACCAACCUUUGCAAGGCAGAGCAGCUGUGCUGGAAGGGCAGGGCUGCCCUGCCACCUUUGCCCUCGCAUGGGGGCUCCGGCUCCUUCCUCCCCCUUGGUGGGGCUGGGCUGUUUCCCCAAGCCCAG
Molecule: messenger RNA, 4366 nt
Organism: Melozone crissalis (California towhee)
Lineage: Eukaryota; Metazoa; Chordata; Aves; Passeriformes; Passerellidae
Gene: WASF2
Product: WASP family member 2
Biological process (GO): actin cytoskeleton organization; positive regulation of Arp2/3 complex-mediated actin nucleation
Cellular component (GO): cytoskeleton
Molecular function (GO): Arp2/3 complex binding; protein kinase A regulatory subunit binding; actin binding
Source: RefSeq, a predicted model, not a curated record